AUGUCGAGACGGAAGACGAAAACACCCCAGCAGACCUUGCUCAGAUCAAAGCUACCUCUCUUGAUACUCGACAUGCUAUCUGUGGCCGAUGAUGAGGGAAGUGAUGGCCCCCACGUUGCUCUUCAAGAAGUCGCGUUUUGGUCAGGAGGAUUUGUGUCAAGGGCCGCCGCUCCAAGUUAUCAGUCCACCGGUGUAUCAGUCUGUGUAUGCACUCUCUGUGUUGUAAGAGAAACGGUCGAUGAGAACACUUGA
Molecule: messenger RNA, 252 nt
Organism: Puccinia graminis f. sp. tritici CRL 75-36-700-3
Lineage: Eukaryota; Fungi; Basidiomycota; Pucciniomycetes; Pucciniales; Pucciniaceae
Exons: 2
Coding region: 1-252 (83 amino acids)
Source: RefSeq, a predicted model, not a curated record